Oncorhynchus nerka (sockeye salmon) is the source of this 3607-nucleotide messenger RNA. It is a transcript of the gene ankrd34bb, whose product is annotated as ankyrin repeat domain 34Bb. The coding region runs from base 238 to 2016 and encodes 592 amino acids. The transcript is spliced from 6 exons. The record is from RefSeq and is a predicted model, not a curated record. Gene Ontology annotation, molecular function: protein binding. Lineage: Eukaryota; Metazoa; Chordata; Actinopteri; Salmoniformes; Salmonidae.
UUCCUCGGCAUCUUUUGGUGCAUUGUCAACUGUUCAAUCAGGAUGUAUAACAACAGUGAAGAGAAUCCCAGGUGAUUUGAGGGGUAUAGCAAGAGAAUCAAAUGUCAUUUUAUGGAAACAGGGCCAUACAACUAAUGGGCCUUGAACAAAUCGUAUAUACAUAAAUUACAGAUGACCUUAUAAGAAACAGUACAGGUACCUGCAUUAGCGUGACCUUUCACCUUUAACCCUGCUGUCAUGGAAGACGCGAUGUUGGUGCGUACGGACGGGAAUUCUCUGCUCAAGGCUGUGUUCCUGAGCCGACUGCGUCUGACACGCCUGCUGCUGGAGGGAGGUGCUUACAUCAACGAGAGCAACGAGCGCGGCGAGACGCCCCUGAUGGUGGCGUGCAGGACGCGCCACACGGACGCACAAAGCGUGCCCAAACACAAGAUGGUUCGGUAUCUGCUGGAGAGCGGAGCUGACCCAAAUAUCCAGGACAAGACCGGUAAGACGGCCCUGAUGCAUGCCUGUUUGGAACAGGCGGGGGCAGAGGUCCUCUCUCUACUGCUGGGGAGUGGAGCUGACCCCAGCCUGGACGACCACUCUGGCUUCUCUGCACUGGUCUAUGCCGUCAACGCAGGGGACAAUGAGGCCCUGAGAGUCCUACUGGAUGCCUGUAAGGCCAAGGGCAAGGAGGUCAUCAUCAUCACCACGGACAAGCUGCCGUCAGGACGCCAGAUGACCAAGCAGUACCUGAACGUACCCCCGCCUCCCGACCUGGAGGAGCGCCUGCAUUUCACCCCUGGCUCUGCUGCCUGCCUCAUGUCCCCCUCAGAGAUCCAGCUCCGCACCCCUCCACAGGGCACCUCAGCCACUGCCUCACCCCAGCCAGGGAGCCCCCUCCUGGGCCUCAGGGAGCACCACCACCAGGGUGGUGGAACAAACAUGUCUGGUUCUGCUGGUUCUGGUUCUUCUCAGCCGGGCUCCCCGACCAGGGACCCUAACUUGUUUCGAGGCCCCGGUCCUGGGGUGGUGAAGCUGUUCCAUCCCCAGCGGCUCCACUCUGAGCCCUGGCUGCAGCAGAACAAGGCCUCCAGCCUGACCGAGGAGCUGCUGGAUAUCACCCCAGAGGAAGAGCUCUCCUUCCGGGUCAACAGCCUGGUCCUCUCUGGGUCCGGAAGGGUGGGGCCCGGGGCACAUCCGAUCGUCGCCCGCCACCAAAGUAUCGACCCCAAGGAUGCCACGGGGCUGCUGGAGCAGGUGGUUGAGAGUGACGGAGGUGGCGGGGUAGGAGGAAGAGGAGGCCUUAGUAGGAAGAUGUCUUACGACAGUGCUGCAGCUUAUUCCCACCCAAACCUCCUGCACCGGGGGGAUGGAGGAAGCUAUGGAGGCUACCCCUGUGGCACCCAUGAGCCUGUCCUCCCCGUAAACAAAACCUCUCCAGACUGUUGCCUUCCCAACCUGGCUGUGUCCAGCCUGAGGAAUGUGGUUCGCCGCCGCAACAUUGGCAUAGACCAUUACAGCUCUGACUCCCAGCUUCCCCAGUUUGGCAGCCACAGCAGCCACCCAGAGAAUGGAGACUCCCCCAGGGGUGUUGUAGGGGGAACUGAGAAGCGUAAACUGGUCAGUAGUAGAUCCUCCACACUGUCGGGCUCCCGGGAGUCCCUGGAGAGUGCUGCCCAGAGAAGAGGUCCUGCAAACCUGGAGAGGAGAGGCUCGGGGGCCCUGCUCCUGGAUCACAUCUCCCACACCCGUCCGGGGUACCUGCCCCCUCUCAACCCCCACGCACCCAUACCCGACAUCGGGGUCAGCCCCACCUCAACCUGCCCCAGCCUGAGUGGAAGCACCAAGGCACUGAAUCUGAACGGGGGUGUUGCAGGGCUGGGAUCAAAGCCUCUUGUCCCCUGUGCUCCUGCCACCCCCAGAGAUCUGAAGUCAAAGCAGACACUGCUGAGGAGACACUCCAUGCAGACAGAGCAGAUUAAACAGCUGUUCAACCUCCAGGAGAUAAUCCAUGCAGACAGAGCAGAUUAAACAGCUGUUCAACCUCCAGGAGCUCUUUCGGCCAAUAAGACGAACGAUGCUAGACUGAUCCCAGAUCUGUUUGUGUCGUCUUGUCCCUGUUACUCCUUGGCAAAACAGCACAAACAGUUCUGGGACCAAAAAAAGGUUGCAUUUUCUUUGUGUCUGGCUACUGUGUGCAUGGCUGACUGUGAUCGCUUCCUAUGUCAAGCAUUGUUGCUGCUGUGUGACCAUGGCAUUGUUGCUGCUGUGUGACCAUGACGUCGUGCUGCUGUGUGACCAUGGCAUUGUUGCUGCUGUGUGACCAUGGCAUUGUUGCUGCUGCGUGACCAUGACGUCGUGCUGCUGUGUGACCAUGAUGUUGUGCUGCUGUGUGACCAUGGCAUUGUUGCUGCUGUGUGACCAUGGCAUUGUUGCUGCUGUGUGACCAUGACGUCGUGCUGCUGUGUGACCAUGGCAUUGUUGCUGCUGUGUGACCAUGACGUCGUGCUGCUGUGUGACCAUGACAUUGUGCUGCUGUGUGACCAUGACAUUGUGCUGCUGGGUGAACCUGAUGUCAUGCUGCUGUGUGACCAUGAUGUCAUGCUGCUGUGUGACCAUGACGUCGUGCUGCUGUGUGACCAUGACAUUGUGCUGCUGUGUGACCAUGACAUUGUUGCUGCUGUGUGACCAUGACAUUGUGCUGCUGUGUGACCAUGACAUUGUGCUGCUGUGUGACCAUGACGUCGUGCUGCUGAGUGAACAUGAUGUCAUGCUGCUGUGUGACCAUGACGUCGUGCUGCUGGGUAACCAUGACAUUGUUGCUGCUGUGUGACCAUGACGUCAUGCUGCUGGGUGAACAUGAUGUGGUGCUGCUGUGUGACGAUGACAUUGUGCUGCUGUGUGACCAUGACAUCAUUAACAAAUAACUACCAGAAGACUUAUUGCUCAUCCCAGCUUUUUCAAUGUGCUUAAUUACACUUAUUUUGCCAACCAGACUUGUCAUUCCAUCAAGCUCAUGAGGGAAUAAUGAUUGGCACAUCAGAACCAUUGAGAACACGCCAGGAAACAGGGCUGAGCUCUUCUUUUAUUCAUUAAUCGAUCGCUCUCCGUUUGAAGCCUGAGAUGCAGAAACUGCAUGGCACAACAGACAGAAAUGCUUUUUAAAAAAAAUCUAUAGUUACAAUCGCAAUAUUAUUUUGGGACGAUAUUACAUCAAUUCUCUUUGCCUGGUAGCGUUAGCUUGCGCCAGUCGGCUGUGCCAACGCCAAAACUCUAUUUUUCAUCCCAUAGCUUUGUUCUCCAUCGUCUUAUUAAAUAGUGUUUAAAACAACAUGUUGUCAUCACUUUUAUUUCCAUGACGUCUCAUAAAGAAUUUACCCAUGGCUCUCUGGUCUCUCUGGUCUCUUUGGUCUCUCUGGGCUCUCUGGUCUCUCUUGGCUCUCUGGUCUCUCUGGUCUCUCUGGUCUCUCUAGUCUCUCUAGUCUCUCUAGUCUCUCUGGGCUCUCUGGUCUCUCUGGUCUCUCUGGUCUCUCUGGGCUCUCUGGUCUCUCUGGUCUCUCUGGGCUCUCUGGUCUCUCUGGGCUCUCUGGUCUCUCUGGGCUCUCUGGGCUCUCUGGGCUCU